This is a messenger RNA of Helianthus annuus (common sunflower), 675 nucleotides long. RefSeq names its product putative disease resistance RPP13-like protein 1. The record is from RefSeq and is a predicted model, not a curated record. Gene Ontology annotation, molecular function: ADP binding. Gene Ontology annotation, biological process: defense response to other organism. The transcript has 2 exons. NCBI's taxonomy places the organism in Eukaryota, Viridiplantae, Streptophyta, Magnoliopsida, Asterales, Asteraceae. Bases 1 to 675 code for a protein of 224 amino acids.
AUGUUAGAUGAUGUUUGGAGUGAGAGCUAUGAGGACUGGAUGACCCUAGUGAGCCCAUUUCAUACAUGUGCUCCUCAAAGUAAAAUUAUAAUGACAACCAGAAAGGUGCAAUUGCUCAAAACGCUGGGUUGCGAUCAUUUAAACCAUAUGCAGACUCUUUCACAUGACUAUGUUGUGUCUUUAUUUGCUCAACAUGCGUUGGGUGCAAUGAACUUUGAUUCACAUCCACUUCUAAGACCACAUGGUGAAGGCAUCGUGAAAAAAUGUGAUGGCUUGCCUUUGGCUUUAAGAGUACCUGGAAGGUUAUUGAGAACAAAGACUAAAGAAGAAGAAGAGUGGAAGGAGCUUUUGAAUAGUGACAUAUGGAGAUUAGGAAAGAGGGAUGAGAUUAUCCUAGCCCUUAGACUAAGCUACCAUGAUCUUUCUGCCAGUUUGAAGCAGUUGUUUGCAUACUGCUCCUUGUUCCCCUAUGUCUAUAUGUGUGACAAAGACGAUUUGAUUUUACUUUGGAUGGCGAAAGGUUUCCUUAACCAAUCAUCUUCAAACAAGUCAAUGGACCGUUUAGGUCUUGAAUAUUUUGAAGAGCUGUUGUCAAGGGAUCUUGACAUGCCUGACAAUCCAGUAGCGGUUAGAGAUGAAGAAGAAGCCAUCUUGAUCGGUUCCCGUUUAGGGUGA